Messenger RNA from Eremomyces bilateralis CBS 781.70, 1646 nucleotides. RefSeq names its product putative oxalate decarboxylase oxdC. Gene Ontology annotation, biological process: oxalate metabolic process. NCBI's taxonomy places the organism in Eukaryota, Fungi, Ascomycota, Dothideomycetes, Eremomycetales, Eremomycetaceae. The record is from RefSeq and is a predicted model, not a curated record. Gene Ontology annotation, cellular component: cell wall. The transcript is spliced from 6 exons. The coding region runs from base 173 to 1396 and encodes 407 amino acids.
UUGGAGCCUCCCGUCAUCGCAAAGUGAUCAUGAAUGGUAUUCUAGAGAUUCCUGCAUAAAUGUCUUAGGGAAUGCUAAUAUGUUUUUCCAUUGUCCUCUGCAUCGUCUUUGGGAGUGUCUGGAAGGCGGACUUGCACGCAAAUUCGCGUACAGAUUUUCUUGAUCUCCAGGUAUGGCAAUGUUAUGUCGAAUGCUCGUUGUUCUUUUGGCGGUUGUUGUCGAUAGCGUUCAGAGUGCUGCUGUUACUUCGGGUGACGUAUAUUCUGGCCAACCGAUCAACGGAGACAAAGGCGCUCCAUUGCUUGGAGGCACGAAUAAAGCGAUCGAUCUUCAGAACCCCGAUAAUCUCGGCGCCCAAUCCACUGACAGCGGAUCUGUCCCGAACUUGAAAUGGAGUUUUUCAGAUAGCAAGACAAGGCUCCUGCCGGGAGGAUGGGUUCGACAGCAGGUCACUUCCGAUCUCCCAUCGAGUCAUGAUAUUGCUGCCGCCCAGCAACAUUUGAAGAAGGGAGCAAUUCGCGAGUUGCAUUGGCAUCGGGUGGCUGAAUGGGGAUACGUCUAUGCUGGAGAAGUUCUUGUAUCCGCCGUCGACGAAUUUGGAAGAUAUCAAGUGGAGCGUCUUGGUGUUGGAGAUAUUUGGUACUUUCCAAAGGGAGAAGCGCACACUAUACAAGGUCUGCAUGACGAAAACGAGUACCUCCUGGUCUUCGAUGACGGGAACUUUGAUGCUGUGGGUGUCACGUUCAACAUCGAUGACUGGAUUAGUCAUACGCCAAAAUCCAUCCUUGCUAAAAACUUCGGGCUUCCCGAGUCCGUGUUCGGUUCGGUUCCCUCCCCGAAUCCUUAUAUCCUCAAUGCGACAGUGGACACUCGAAACGUCACUGGCCCAGCUGGCGAACUCAAAGGUAAUAGUUCGUACGUCUAUCGAUCGGCAGAUCAUCCUACAGAACCAGUCCCUGGACGAGGCGGCACCCUUCGAAUCGUUGAUACCAAGACCUUCCCAAUUGCGACUACCCUUGCUGCAACCAUCGUCACACUGAAGCCAAAGGGACUGAGAGAGCUUCAUUGGCACCCAAAUGCCGAGGAAUGGCUCUAUUUCCACAAAGGCGAAGCCCGAGCCACCGUCUUCAUCGGAAACUCGAAUGCGAGGACUUUCGACUUCAGCGCAGGCGACACGGGGGUGUUCCCGGACAAUAGCGGCCAUUACAUCGAGAACAUCUCCGAAACGGAAGAACUUGUGUGGAUUGAGAUAUACAAGAGUGACCGCGUUGCUGAUAUCUCAUUAACCCAAUGGCUGGCACUGACUCCUGCUGAUAUCGUGGCAAAUGUGCUGAAGAUUCCAAUUGAUAUUGCCUUGUCAUUGAAGAAAGAGAAGCAAGUGCUAAUUGAGGGAUAAGGCUCAUAGAUUUUAGGAUAUCUAGUUGACAGUUCGCGGUUCAGACGCGCUCAGUAAUGUGAGAGAGAGAGAUUCAUACGCCCGUCAGGCCUCUCGGCGAGGCCCAUGUGGGGAACUACCUAAGCUGACUAAUUACAUACAUUGCGCUCAGUAAUGUAUAAUAGGUGGGGAAGGUUGUCCUCGCGCGGUGACUGAUUAAGUCACGUGAUAAACAUCUGUUUCGUUAUAGACCAAUCAUAGCACAGGAUUC